GUUGCGAUUCGCGAUGAGCGGCUCUGGAAAACCGCUUCUCGGCCUGUGGCUCUAUCGGAGCACCGAUGACGGCUGGAGCUACAAGGAGGAGAGUCCGCCUAUAGCUCUUAAACCUACCCAGCUGAAGUCCCAAAAUGGCGAAGACAAAGGUGCAGAGGAAGAGAAACAAAGGAUAUCGAUAAUAUUUACACUGAAAAAUCAAGUAGGUGGAUUGGUCCGAGCGUUGCAAGCGUUCCAAGACUUGGGAAUCAACGUGCAGCACAUUGAAUCGAGGCCGUCACAAACUGGUGAUAAUCAGGCGGAUUUUUUGGUGGAUAUUGAGUGCGAGCCUAGAAAGGUAGAGCAAGUGAGCAGGAUGUUGAAGAGAGAAGUUUUAACGAUGGUGAUAGGAAGUUACGGUAGUGGAGAUGAGGAGUUCCCACCUCCGACGCCAUUAUCAGCCACGACUAGUUUUGAUUAUGACGAUAUGCCUUGGUUCCCGAAGAAAAUAUCCGAUCUAGACAACGCCCAAAAUGUUCUGAUGUACGGUAGCGAGUUGGAUGCUGACCAUCCCGGGUUCAAAGAUCCAGUUUAUAGGAAAAGGAGGGAGCAAUUCUAUAGGAUUGCCAUGAACUAUAAACAUGGACAACCUAUUCCUAAGGUCAAAUAUACUCCAGAAGAGAUCAAAACAUGGGGCAUAGUAUUUCGUGAGCUCCACAAGCUCUAUCAAAGGCACGCUUGUAAGGAAUAUCUUGACAACUGGCCUCAACUAGUGAAAUACUGCGGUUACAGAGAAGAUAAUAUACCACAGCUGCAGGAUGUUAGUGUGUUUUUGAAAAGGAAGACUGGGUUCCAACUGAGACCUGUCGCUGGAUACUUGAGCCCCAGGGACUUCCUUUCUGGUCUUGCUUUCAGAGUUUUUCACUGUACGCAGUAUAUCAGACAUUCCACGGAUCCGUUUUAUACACCAGAGCCAGAUUGCUGCCAUGAAUUGCUGGGGCACAUGCCACUGUUGGCCAAUCCAAGUUUUGCACAAUUUUCACAAGAAAUUGGCCUGGCUUCGCUAGGUGCAUCAGAAGAGGAUGUCAGCAAACUUGCCACGCUUUACUUCUUCACCGUUGAAUUCGGCCUAGCCAAACAAGAUGGGGAACUAAAAGUAUACGGCGCUGGACUACUAAGCUCUGUAGCGGAACUGAAACAUGCUUUAAGUUCACCGGAAAAGGUCAGACGCUUCGACCCUGGAUUGACUUGCGAGCAAGAAUGCAUCAUCACUGACUACCAACUGGGAUAUUGGUAUACGGAUUCUUUCGAGGAAGCUAAAGAAAAAAUGAGGACGUUCGCCGAGAGCAUCCAACGUCCUUUCGGUCUCCGCUACAACCCUUACACCUGCAGCGUGGAGGUGCUCAGCAACGCUCAGAAGAUCACAGCGGUGGUUUCUGAGCUCCGCGGUGAUCUGUGCAUCGUGAACAGCGCGCUGAAGAAGAUCAGCGCGAGGGAUUCCACGUUGGACGUUGACCAUAUUACUACGCUGCUUCAGAAGGGGUUGGCUUGCAGCGAGACUAAUGGGGCAGAUAGCGAGAGCGGUGAUGAUCGACAAGAGCAGAAAAAAUAAGAUUUCAAAAAGAAUUGUUUUGCGCCAUAUAGUCGGAUCAAAAUGGGAUAAGCUCUGAAGCGCGAUAGAGCAUAACCCACAACACAUAAAAAUGACCAUUAUUAGAAUCAUAGAAACGACAUAAAUUGAACAGUUUUCCAAACCGAAACUGGACAUUCCUCCACGAAUUAGUAGUAAAAGGAAAAUGAGUAAAGGUUAUAGAAAAGGUAAUCAUAGAUACAGGUACUUCAUUAUACAAAGAUGGGGUUUUCCUUUACACGACGUGUAGAUCGUGAGGAAAUAAGCGGAUAUUGUUUGUAGCAUAUACACCAAUGUCUUAAGAGAACCGAGAUAUUGGGCUCCACAAACUCAAUAAAAACAAACCAAAGCCGGUCCUGUCCUAUCUCUAGAUCACGUCCACAGCGCCAGCGCCGGCGUACUGUUAUACGACGUACGACUACGAUGUAAAUGCGGAUUUUGCGACAGAGCCGUACUCGGAAUUUCAAUUCAACUGAACAGUGAGUACUUUUUACAUAUUUGCAUUAAAAUAUGUUCUGUUGGUAAUAAUAAAUCAGAUGAAUCUCAGCCCAGCUGUUUUAAGU
Molecule: messenger RNA, 2172 nt
Organism: Acanthoscelides obtectus
Lineage: Eukaryota; Metazoa; Arthropoda; Insecta; Coleoptera; Chrysomelidae
Source: the annotation of a GenBank genome assembly